GCCCGCCCGCCCGCCCGCACCAUGCUCAAGUGCAUCCCGCUGUGGCGCUGCAACCGGCACGUGGAGUCGGUGGACAAGCGGCACUGCUCGCUGCAGGCCGUGCCCGAGGAGAUCUACCGCUACAGCCGCAGCCUGGAGGAGCUGCUGCUCGACGCCAACCAGCUGCGCGAGCUGCCCAAGCCCUUCUUCCGACUGCUGAACCUGCGCAAGCUGGGCCUGAGUGACAACGAGAUCCAGCGACUGCCCCCCGAGGUGGCUAACUUCAUGCAGCUCGUGGAGCUCGACGUGUCCCGGAACGACAUCCCCGAGAUUCCCGAGAGCAUCAAGUUCUGCAAAGCUCUGGAGAUCGCGGACUUCAGCGGGAACCCCUUGUCCAGGCUCCCUGAAGGCUUCACUCAACUCCGCAGCUUGGCCCACCUGGCACUGAAUGACGUGUCCCUACAAGCGCUGCCUGGGGACGUGGGCAACCUCGCCAAUCUGGUGACCUUGGAGCUCCGGGAGAACCUGCUGAAGUCCUUGCCCGCGUCUCUGUCCUUCCUGGUCAAGCUGGAGCAGCUGGAUCUGGGAGGCAACGAGCUGGAAGUGCUGCCUGACACCCUCGGGGCUCUGCCCAACCUCCGUGAGCUGUGGCUGGACCGGAACCAGUUGUCGGCACUGCCCCCGGAGCUGGGGAACCUGCGGCGCCUGGUGUGCCUGGACGUGUCGGAGAACCGGCUGGAGGAGCUGCCCGCGGAGCUGGGUGGGCUGCUGCUGCUCACGGACCUGCUGCUCUCCCAGAACCUGCUGCAGCGGCUUCCCGACGGCAUCGGUCAGCUGAAGCAGCUGUCCAUCCUGAAGGUGGACCAGAACCGGCUGUGCGAGGUGACUGAGGCUAUUGGCGACUGCGAGAACCUGUCCGAGCUCGUUCUCACGGAGAACCUGCUGACGGCCCUGCCUCGAUCACUGGGGAAGCUGACCAAGCUGACCAACCUCAAUGCGGACCGCAACCGCCUCGAGGCGCUGCCACCGGAGAUCGGAGGCUGCGCGGCGCUCAGCGUUCUCUCCCUGAGGGACAACCGCCUGGCUGCCCUGCCGCCCGAGCUCGCCCACACGGCGGAGUUGCACGUGCUGGACGUGGCCGGGAACCGGCUGCGGAGUCUGCCGUUCGCGCUCACGCAUCUCAACCUCAAGGCCCUCUGGCUGGCCGAGAACCAGGCCCAGCCGAUGCUCCGGUUCCAGACCGAGGACGACGCUCAGACCGGCGAGAAGGUGCUCACGUGUUACCUGUUGCCCCAACAGCCCCCGCCCAGCCUCGAGGACCACGGGCAGCGGAGCAGCCCCUCGGAGAGCUGGAGUGACGUCCCGCCCAGCCGCGUCAGCGUCAUCCAAUUUCUGGAGGUCCCCCCGUGCGGCGAUGACGCUGAGGGAGCUGCUGCUGAGAAGCGGGGCCUGCAGCGUCGAGCCACGCCUCACCCCAGUGAGCUGAAGGUCAUGAAGAGGGGCGUCGAGGAGCGUCGAGGAGAAGCCCACUCCCGCCGGCCAGAGUCCAGAACGCCCUCGCCCCUGGAGGAGGACAAGAGGCUGAGUACUGAGUCGGGUCUGAGCGAGGACUCACAGCCGUCUGCCGGCACAGCCUCCCAGGGAGAGCCUGAGGGCCCAAGCCUGCAGGAAGCCACUCCCGGCCCCCAGGAGGAGGCCACAGAGGAGAGUUAUGAAGAGCCCACGGUGCGCUUCGCGGAGGACACGCUGCUGCUGCCUCCUGGGGAGGACGGUGAGAGCGAGGAGGGCCAGCCGGAGGUGCCCUGGCCCCUGCCUGGCGGGAGACAGCGCCUCAUCCGCAAGGACACGCCUCACUACAAGAAGCAUUUCAAGAUUUCCAAGCUGCCCCAGCCCGAGGCCGUCGUGGCCUUGCUGCAGGGGGCGCAGCCGGAUGGUGAAGGCCUCGGAGCGCCCUCGGGCUGGCACAAUGGCCCCCACGCACCUUGGGCUCCGAGGGCAGAGGAGGAGGAAGAGGAGGAAGAGGAGGAGCCCGAGGAGGAGGAGGAGGCGGCCUCGGAGGCCGAGCAGGAGGAGGAGGAGGCGACCCUGGCGCCCGCGCCCUCCAUCAAGGGGGUGUCGUUUGACCCGGCCAAUAACCUGCUGAUCGAGCCCGCACGCAUUGAGGAGGAGGAGCUGAUGCUCACCAUCGUGCGGCAGACAGGGGGUCUGGGUAUCAGCAUCGCUGGCGGCCGGGGCUCUACACCCUACAAGGGGGGCGACGAGGGCGUGUUCAUCUCUCGGGUGUCCGAAGAGGGCCCUGCAGCCCGGGCGGGGGUCCGAGUGGGUGACAAGCUCCUCGAGGUGAACGGCAUGGCCCUGCACGGCGCCGAGCACCACCAGGCCGUGGAGGCCCUCCGGGGCGCGGGCAGCACCGUGAGGAUGCGGCUGUGGCGCGAACGCAUGGUCGAGCCCGAGAAUGCCGUCACCGUCACGCCUCUGCGGCCCGAGGACGACUACAGCCCCCGGGAGUGGCGGGGAGCCGGCCUGCGCCUGCCCCUGCUCCAGCCGGAGUCUGCCGGGGCCCCCCGCCAGCGCCAUGUGGCCUGCCUCGUGCGCAGCGAGAAGGGGCUGGGCUUCAGCAUCGCCGGUGGGAAGGGCUCCACGCCUUACCGGGCUGGUGACGGGGGCAUCUUCAUCUCCCGCAUCGCAGAGGGGGGCGCUGCCCACCGGGCGGGCACUCUGCAGGUCGGCGAUCGUGUCCUCUCGAUCAACGGGGUGGACAUGACUGAGGCCAGGCACGACCACGCCGUCUCCCUGCUGACUGCCGCUUCCCCCACCAUCGCCCUACUGCUGGAGCGGGAGGCCGGGGGGCCCCUUCCCCCCAGCCCUCUGCCACACUCCCCCCCGCCCCCCAUUGCAGCCCCCACCGCCGUGGUCACUGCCACCCCUGGGGAAUCCGGGCUGCUGAGGCUGGCCCCUGGCCUGCCAGCUGCUGCCUCAGAGGGGCCGUACCCGGUGGAGGAGAUCUGCCUGCCGAGAGCCGGGGGCCCCCUGGGACUCAGCAUCGUCGGGGGCUCCGAUCACUCCAGCCACCCGUUUGGUAUCCAGGAGCCUGGCGUCUUCAUCUCCAAGGUGCUCCCACGGGGCCUGGCUGCGCGCAGUGGCCUUCGGGUCGGGGACCGCAUCCUGGCAGUGAACGGGCAGGAUAUUCGGGAGGCCACGCAUCAGGAGGCUGUCAAUGCCCUGCUUCGGCCCUGCCUGGAGCUGGUCUUGCUCGUGAGGAGGGACCCACCACCCCCAGGCAUGCGGGAACUCUGUAUCCAGAAGGCCCCCGGGGAGAAGCUGGGCAUCAGCAUUCGAGGGGGCGCCAAGGGCCAUGCAGGGAACCCCUGUGACCCCACAGACGAGGGCAUUUUCAUUUCCAAGGUGAGCCCCACGGGAGCGGCCGGGCGCGACGGCCGGCUGCGGGUCGGGCUGCGGCUGCUGGAGGUGAACCAGCAGAGCCUGCUUGGCCUCACCCACGGCGAGGCAGUGCAGCUGCUGCGUGGCGUCGGCGACACCCUCACCGUGCUCGUCUGCGAUGGUUUCGACGCCAGCCCCGUGGUCCCGGCCGAGGUGUCCCCAGGCGUCAUCGCCAACCCCUUCGCAGCAGGCCUCGGCCGCCGGAACAGUCUGGAGAGCAUCUCCUCCAUCGACCGCGAGCUGAGCCCCGAGGGCUCCGCCAAGGAGAAGGAGCCACCGGGACAGACGCCACCGUGGGGACUGGAGGCUGUGGGCCUGAGCUCGGAGAGCCUCAAGCUGGACUACCGCACUCUAGCCGCCGUCCCCGGCGCCAGCAGCACGCAGAGGGUACAAUCUGGGGCAACAGGAGGGAAGAUGGCGGAGAGCCCCUGCUCCCCCAGCUGCCAGCAGCCCCCAGCCCCACCGUCGCCCGACGCACUGCCCACCAACGUGAAGCAAGCCUAUAGGACCUUCGCCGCCGUGCCUGGCCCGCACCCACUGCAGGACACGCCCACCCAGCCCCCUCCCCCCGGGGCCACAGCCUCCCCGGAGCAGCUGUCUUUCCGUGAGCGGCAGAAGUACUUUGAGCUGGAGGUGCGGGUACCCCAGGCUGAGGGCCCCCCGAAGCGUGUGUCCCUCGUGGGUGCCGAUGACCUACGCAAGAUGCACGAGGAGGAAGCCCGGAAGCUGCAGCAGAAGCGGGCGCAGCUGCUGCGGGAGGCCGAGGCCGGUGGGCUCGCCCUGGACCUGGACGGGGAGGAGCCGGAGGAGCCAGCACCCUGGGCCGGCCCUGCCGCGGGGCUCAGCCCCUCGUCCCCCCAGCCUCUCGGAGGCAGCGCCCCGGUGCGCACGGCCAAAGCCGAGCGCCGUCAGCAGGAGCGGCUCCGCGUUCAGAGCCCGGAGCUGUCCAUGCAGGUGCCCGAUCGGGCUCUGUCCCCUGCCGAGCGGCGAGCCCUGGAGGCCGAGAAGCGCGCACUCUGGAGGGCAGCGAGGAUGAAGUCCCUGGAGCAGGACGCUCUCCGCGCCCAGAUGGUUCUCAGCAAGUCCCAGGACGGCCGGAGCAGGCGGGGGCCCCUGGAGCGGCUGGCCGAGGCCCCCUCGCCUGCACCCACCCCGUCGCCCACCCCUGUAGAAGACCUCGGGCCCCAGACCGGCAGCUCCCCUGGACGUCUGGCCUUGUCUGGGAGGAAGUUUGACUACAGGGUGUUCGCAGCCCUCCCUUCUUCCAGACCUGUCCAUGACAUGCAGUCCCCAGACUUUGCUGAGGAGCUGAGGUCCUUGGAACCGUCUCCCAGCCCUGGCCUACAGGAGGAGGAUGGAGAAGUGGCCAUGGUGCUCCUGGGCAGACCCUCGCCUGGCACCACAGGCCCCGAGGAGGUGACACUGUGCAGCAGCCGGCGGCCCAUGAGGCCUGGACGCCGCGGCCUGGGCCCUGUGCCCUCCUAGAGGCUCCUGGUGCCUCCUCUCGACUUAGGGAGGGGGCCCUGCCAGCCACACCGCCACCCUGACCCCGAGUCUUUUAACCUGGGUGUUAGCGUUUUCAAGAGACCCUGCGGGAGUUCCAGCCGCUGACUAACCGCCCCUCCCCCGCUGGGACCCAUCGGCAAGACUGUAACUAGUGACGUUUGUACAACCAAAGACUCUAUUUUGUGGUUUAAGAGGAAUAAAAUUGACUACAUUUUA
This is a messenger RNA of Lutra lutra (Eurasian river otter), 5142 nucleotides long. RefSeq names its product scribble planar cell polarity protein (gene SCRIB). Gene Ontology annotation, biological process: neurotransmitter receptor transport postsynaptic membrane to endosome; neurotransmitter receptor transport, endosome to postsynaptic membrane. The transcript has 37 exons. Gene Ontology annotation, cellular component: postsynaptic membrane; adherens junction; postsynaptic density. Lineage: Eukaryota; Metazoa; Chordata; Mammalia; Carnivora; Mustelidae. The record is from RefSeq and is a predicted model, not a curated record. Gene Ontology annotation, molecular function: protein binding. Bases 22 to 4905 code for a protein of 1627 amino acids.